CAUGUCAAACUCCAACAAGACCAAGAAGGACAAAGAAAUCCUCGCGGAGUACGAGAGCCAAGUGAAAGAUGUUCGGGCCCAGCUGGUGGAGCAGCAGCGCUGUCUGGAGCAGCAGACGGAGAUGCGAGUCCAGCUGCUUCAGGACCUGCAGGACUUCUUCAGGAAGAAGUCCGAGAUCGAAACGGAAUAUUCCCGAAACCUGGAGAAGCUGGCGGAGAGGUUCAUGGCCAAGACACGCAGUACCAAAGAUCACCAGCAGUACAAAAAAGAUCAGAACCUUCUCUCUCCGGUGAACUGCUGGUACUUGUUGUUGAACCAGGUGAGGAGGGAGAGUAAAGACCACGCGACCCUCAGCGACCUCUACCUGAACAAUGUCAUCUCACGCCUCACGCACAUCAGCGAGGACUCCGCCCGCCUCCUGAAGAGGAGCAAGGAGAUCAUCUUCCAGCUCCAGGAAGACCUCAUGAAGCUCCUCAACGAGCUCUACACCGUGAUGAAGACGUACCACAUGUACCACGUGGAGACCAUCAGCGCGGAGACCAAGCUGCGGGAGGCGGAGCGCCAGGAGGGCCGCGUGAAGGGCCUGUCGGGGACGGGCGGCGGCGUGGAGCCCGUGUUCGGCCUGCGGAUCGAAGAGCGCCACCAGAGGCGCAACGCCGCCCGCAAGAUGGAGAAGAUGAGGGAGAAGAGGAAGGCCAAGUACUCUGAGAACAAGCUGAAGACUCUCAAAGCCAGGAACGAGUACCUGCUGACGCUGGAGGCCACCAACGCCUCCGUGUUCAAGUACUACAUCCACGACCUGCCCGACAUCAUAGACGUGAGUCUGAGGAACGCAGAGUUCACUACGACCCCCAUGGGCAGUGUGACCCAGAUCGCCUCCCAGCCGCAGCUGCAGGCCGAGCUCACCCUCCGCCUCACGCAGCUGCAGACCCGCCUGGCGUCUCUGAAGAUCGAGAACGAAGAGGUGAAGAAGACCUGGGGAGCGACGCUGACCACCCUGCAGGACAUGACGGUGCUGGAGGACUUCGACGUGUCCCACAGCUUCACCCACAGCCCGUCCUCCGAGUCCGUGAAGUCCAGCGUUUCCGACGGGUACCUGAACAAGCCGAGUCUGGCCAAGAAACGGGCCAAUCAGCAGGAGACGGAGCUCUUCUACUUCACUAAAUUCCGCGAGUACCUGGAGGGAAGUAAUCUCAUCUCCAAGCUGCAGGCCAAACACGACAUCCUGAAGAAAGCUUUAGCGGAAGGAUAUAAAGCUGAGCUGCUGACGACCAGUCGUGGGCGGAAGAACUCCCACAGCAAGCACCAGGAUUCAACCAAAGCCAUACCGCUACUGGUGGAGAGCUGCAUCCGCUACAUCAACCUGCACGGCCUCCAGCAUCAGGGCAUAUUCCGGGUGUCGGGCUCUCAGGUGGAGGUCAACGACAUCAAGAACUCCUUCGAGAGAGGUAACGACCCGCUGAUUGACGAGGAGAGCAACCACGACAUCAACUCGGUGGCUGGAGUGCUGAAGCUUUACUUCAGGGGCCUGGAGAACCCGCUGUUCCCCAAGGAGAGGUUCAAUGACCUCAUCUCCUGCGUCCGGAUGGAGAACAUGUACGAGAGGGCGCAGUGCAUCCGUAAGAUCCUGCUGGGCGUCCCGAGGGCGACGCUGGUGGUGAUGCGCUACCUGUUCGCCUUCCUCAACCACCUCUCCCAGUACAGCGAUGAGAACAUGAUGGAUGCUGGGAACCUGGCCAUCGUGUUCGGCCCCACCCUGCUGCCCACGCCCGACACCCUGGACCAGGUGGCCUGCCAGGCGCACGUCAACGAGGUCGUGAAGACGGUGAUCCUGAACCACGACAACAUCUUCCCCGACACCAAGGAGCUGCCCGGCCCGGUCUACGAGAAGUGCAUGACCGGAGACCAGUACUGCGAGAGUCCGUUCAGUGAGCCGGGGGCGCUGGAGGAGGCCGAGCCCGACGGCGGCACCGAGACCCAGACCAGCGACGAGGAGGGCGAGGGCGUGGAGGCGGUGGCGAGGUUCGACUACGCGGGCCGGUCGGGCCGCGAGCUCUCCUUCAAGAAGGGGGCGUCGCUGCAGCUCUUCCAGCGGGCGUCACAUGACUGGUGGGAGGGGCGUCACAACGGGAACCGAGGCCUGGUGCCCCACCAGUACAUCCUGGUGAAGGAGAGGGCCGACGCCGGGUCCGACGCGCUCAGCCAGAAGGCCGACAGCGACGGCGGCGACGACAAGCGGUCCCGGAGCGAGCUGAGCUCCCCCACCGACAUCCGGCCGCCGGAGGCCUACAACAGGUCUGUGAUCCACCGGAGGAAGCGGACCGACGGUUUGUUCCGCCGCCCGCUCGGCCGCUCCAACGACAGCCAUUGCCACGGCAACGGGGGGGUGAUGGAGCGCAGCUCGCCGCCGGUGACGGGUCACUUCAGCCCCCGGGAGCUGCUGCUGGGGCGGAGCCAGGGCAUGACUCCGCCCCUCGACAGCCCCGAGCGCCGCCGCCGCUCCGCCGCCGUCACCAUGACGGUGAGCCGACACGAUUCGCUGCGGAGGCCGGAGGACACGCCCCUCCGGCGCUCGAGCAGCGGGCAGCACGGCUUCAGUGACCCCCACCGGGCCAGAGGCCUGGACCCCGACAUGCUGGCUCAGGACCUGGAGGAGUCGGUGACGGUGGCUCUGGGCGAGCUGAGGCAGCUGAGCUGCCGCCCCGCCCCCGACGUGGUUCUGGACACUCUGGACCAGGUGAAGAGCUUCAACACCUGCUCCUCCGAGUCCCCGAGCCCCCACAGCACCCCCAGCACCCCGGGGACCCCCGGCACCCCGAGCCCCCUCAGCCCUCUGAGCCCCAUGAGCCCGCUGCCCGGACCCCCGCCCCCGGCCAACCCGUCCCCCGACACCCUGGGCUCCUUCAAGCCGGUGGCGGCCCCGCGCUCGGGGGCCCCGCUGCGCCCCCCCGCCCUGAAGCCCAAACCCGCCGUCCCGCCCAAGAGCAGCACCCCGCCGCCGCCCCCCCCGCCCGACAAGUCCUGCACCAUGUGA
Messenger RNA from Pseudoliparis swirei, 3034 nucleotides. Its product is annotated as SLIT-ROBO Rho GTPase-activating protein 1-like. Gene Ontology annotation, molecular function: protein binding. Gene Ontology annotation, cellular component: cytoplasm. NCBI's taxonomy places the organism in Eukaryota, Metazoa, Chordata, Actinopteri, Perciformes, Liparidae. Gene Ontology annotation, biological process: negative regulation of cell migration; signal transduction. The record is from RefSeq and is a predicted model, not a curated record.